AGAUCUCGGAAAGUCGAGAUUUUUAGCUCGGAAUCCGUGGAACGUAAAACCCUUCUCAUUCAUUUCUCCUAAAAUUCCGCGGUUCCUCGUAAGUUCGGAUAUCUACGGCAGUAGAUUGGCCCUGACGUCACUUAUUAGAGAUCACUUUUUAGUAACGACGCAAAUACACGUGCUUUGGAGCAAAUCAAAUCACGCGACACGUAAUAACGUCAUAAACAACUCGAGGUAUCACUCUUAUCGGAAUGUAAAUGCCCUCAUCUUAGCUCUUCUUUUUGAAAGUUGCCAGACUCGAACCCGCAGGAGUCAGUCCUACUCGAUCAGGACGUGUAACAUGUGCCUCAUCUCACGCACCUUGAGGAAAAAUGUCCUGCCCCGAGGAUCCGAAGGCUCCCGCCGGCAGGAAGAUUACUGUCUGGCCGCAGCGGGUGGCCGCCCUUACCAUCAGUCUAGCAGCCAUUGUUAGCGGCCUAGCGACUGGCUGGGCUUCGCCGUAUUUAGCGCAAUUAACAUCAGCGGAAGCAGGAACCCUCCUGAAAUUAACUGAUGCCGAGGCAUCCUGGGUGGCUUCCUUCUUGAGUCUUGGACGCCUGAUUGGUGCGCUUCUCGGAGCUUUUUGUCAAGAACAUGUUGGACGAAAGAGGGUGCUUCUAUUAUCGGGCUUGCCGUUAGUCUCCGGAUGGAUCUUCAGCAUCUACGCUACAUCGGUCACGUGGCUCUACCUUUCCCGAUUCUUCUCUGGGAUCGGAUCGGGCGUACUAUGGCCCGCGAUGUCUUUAUACCUCGGCGAGAUUGCCGAUCCUCGCAUCCGAGGCUCGCUGAUAUCUAUAAACAUAAAUGCAUCGUCCGUGGGUAUGUUCCUGGGUAAUGCGAUGGGUCCUUAUCUAUCUAUGGAGAUGUACGGCUAUGUGAGCCUCAUUCCGACUAUCCUCUUCGUGGCCCUCUUCAGCCUGAUACCUGAGUCGCCCUAUCAUUAUGUCCUUCAUGGCAAUAUUGACGAAGCCGAGGCAUCCCUCAAGUGGUUUCGACCAGAAGCUGACGUCAAGGCGGAGAUGCAGGAGCUCCAGGAUUUCGUCGAGGGUGCUAAUACCGAUAUCCUGAAAAAACUCAACGAUUUCCUGUUACCAGCAAAUCUGAAGAAUGUCUUCAUCUUAUUCGGCCUAAACGUUUUCGUCUAUGCAAGUGCGUACAACACUAUAAAUUCCUAUGCGGAGAUUAUCAUCACCAAGUCCCAAGUGAGCGUAACUCCCUCAAUUGUGGUGAUGGGACUGGGCUUCUCCCAGAUCAUUGCUGGAGCCACCGCAGUCUUCGUCGUGGACAAAUUCGGCCGGAAGAACCUGCUGAUCGUUUCCAGCAUUGGCGUCGCCAUCUCGCUCACCGUUCUUGGCUUAGACUUUUAUUUUCUUUCUCUAAAUUUUGAUCGUGAAAAGCUCACGUGGUUGCUGAUCAUAUCGUUACUAUCUUUUAACAUUUUCGUGUGCUACGGCCUAGUUCCAGUGCCCAGUACGCUUCUGGGCGAAAUGUUUCCGGCGAAUCUCAAGAAUUUGGCGUCUCUCUGUAUCGCCUCGGGCAACGCCAUGCUGACCUUCAUGUUCGCCAAGAGCUAUCAGCCCUUUCUCAAUUUGGCCGGAGAAACGAUCGUCUUCUGCAGCUAUGGAUUAUUCGUUUCUAUAGCAGUACCCUACGUGUGGUAUUUCAUCUCUGAGACAAAGGGCAAGAGCUUGCUGGAUAUCCAGCGAUCCGUAAAAUCGUAAAAUGUCGCAAAAUAUCGGAUUAUUAAAACGGACUUUGAUGAAAUGUUAUGUUUAUUCCUAAGAGAAUUUCAGAGAAAAUCGAUCUUAAAUUAAUCAAAGAACCUAUAUAGCAAAGUGCCAUAUUUUUAAUAUAUGUCAUAUAAAAACCAGUUCUAGAAUUAGAAUAAAUUAAACAUUUCCAGAUUGAGGAUUUUAGCCUAAGAUCUACAUAAUACAUAUACUUUUUUCUGAAAUAUUAAUUUCUGUAAAUUAAUGAUAAAAAUCAAUGUAAUUCAAAUGUUAUGUGAUAAAAAUGUAGUAUUUAUCUUACGGACUAUAAUAAUAAUAAUAAUUAACUAUAAUAAUAAUAAUAAUAAGAUAAUAUAAUAUUUAUAUAUAUCUCAUAGAUAAAAAGUCGGAUUCAUAAUUUUAGAUUAUAUGCAUUUAAAAAUGUUUGAGAAUAUAUAUUAAUAUUCUCGAAAACAACAUA
Ooceraea biroi (clonal raider ant) is the source of this 2220-nucleotide messenger RNA. RefSeq names its product facilitated trehalose transporter Tret1. Gene Ontology annotation, molecular function: transmembrane transporter activity. The record is from RefSeq and is a predicted model, not a curated record. Gene Ontology annotation, biological process: transmembrane transport. Gene Ontology annotation, cellular component: membrane. NCBI's taxonomy places the organism in Eukaryota, Metazoa, Arthropoda, Insecta, Hymenoptera, Formicidae.